Messenger RNA from Epinephelus fuscoguttatus (brown-marbled grouper), 2252 nucleotides. RefSeq lists its product as uncharacterized. Bases 112 to 1194 code for a protein of 360 amino acids. The transcript has 8 exons. Gene Ontology annotation, molecular function: protein binding. The record is from RefSeq and is a predicted model, not a curated record. Lineage: Eukaryota; Metazoa; Chordata; Actinopteri; Perciformes; Serranidae.
GUGAACAGUACCUGGUUGCUUUAAAGCGAGUCAGUCACCCACAGCGCUGUACUGGCUACAGUUGAGAUCAUCACAGUCUUGCUCCCUUGAUCCAGAGGUCACUAAGUUACCAUGGAGACACCAGGUGUAACCACAGUGAGGCUGUGUGUCGUGGCUGCCCUGCUGAUCACAGGGUCGACUGGGUCAGUCUGUUACACUGAAGUGGAAUCACUGGACUUAGGAUGCCUCCUGCGGUGGGAUUGUCCCCGUGCCAGGUCUAAUACCACCUACACUGUGCAGACAAAGACACAGGGGGACCCCUGGCAGGACGUGCCGUGGUGUGUUUGGGUCUCGUCCCGCAGCUGUGACGUCUCGCAGGCCUUCUCAAACUAUGAGCUGUACAACAUGAUUCGUCUGGGCGUCCACCAUAGCCCCACGUCCACCGUCUGGAUGAAGCCCCGCAAGUUCGAUUACAGUGACUUCACCUUCAGCCCUCCCUCCGUCUCAGCCUCUCUGAAAGACGACCAGCUGCUGGUGAAGGUGCAGUUCCCCUGUGCGGCCAACAGGAGGUGCUCUCUGGGGAGGUGCUGUCCCAUCACUGAACUGAUUGACCCCUGGACUACAGUGACUAUGUACAAUAAGGCCAAUCACUCUGAGUACCAGAGCCGCACAGUUUGGACCCAGGAAGUUUUGUCCCAUGUGGAGUUCUCUGGUCUGGCUCCAGGUCAGAACUACUGUGUCGUGGCCAACUUCUCCUUCCCGACAUUCUCCAUGGCAGCUUCCCCGAAAUCUGCCCCUCAGUGUGUCCAGACUGUUUCCACAUCAGGGCUGCUGCCUGUGUUGUGUCUGGGAAUCGGUCUGAUGUCUUUGCUCCUUGUCCCACUUCUCACUGUGUUUCUGAGAAGACCAAGACAACCAGCACCAUCCACUGAAAAUCAGCCCAAGACUCCGGUGUCCAUUCCUGAUCCAGUCUCUUUGGUGCCUCUCCCCAUGGUCCCUGUUGACCCUUGUGACAUCCACGUGGAAUUCACUGAUGACCACAUCUCCACUGAGUCCUCCUCCAACCAGGACCAGACCUCGACACACACCAGUGAUCCUCUCCAUCAUGAGUCCAGCGCAGGUGCAGCGUACUGGGACAGUGGCGGGAUUGCAGCUGGAGCUGGAGCAAGGCCGGGACUCUGGUAUCAGCAUCCCACCUGUGUCUCACUCUUCUGAGGAGACAUGUGGGACAACUGGAGACUGAAAGACUAAAAGCCUGAGACCCAGCUAACCGUGAGUGCUGAUCUAUAAAGGUAUGUGUCAGUGGGGCUGUCUGGCCAGCAUCACCACAUCACUGCACUAUACCUGACUGACUGAAGACCACUGUAGGUAUGGACAAGUUUAUUUUUCAGCUGUAAAAUGUCUCGUUCAGAAUGUCAUUAUUCUUAAAUUACUAAAUUUAAGUGAUCGUUGUCACUGUAAGUAUAUGAGAAAUAAGUUUUUCCACCUAUGGUCAUGAGCUUUGGGAAAUGACCCAAAGAAUGAGAUCACAGAUACAGGUAAGGUGGCCCAAAAUGAGUUUUCUUCAUGUUGAAAAGAGCAGUUGAAGUAGUUUGAGAAUCUUAUUUGGAUGCCUCCCAGUUGAGGUUUUCCACGGGGAUUACACUUGAGGGAUUUUAUAUCCAUCUGGCCUAGGGAUGCCUCGGGAUUACCCAGAAAGAGCUGGGAGACGGGGCAUGUGCUGUGCAUUGGCACCAAAGUGGCGAUAUGAUAGUAUCAUGAUACAUGGGUUCAGAUUCAAUAUAUUGCGGUACUGAAAGCAAGGUGAUAGCAACAGUCGGUGUUUAGUCAUAUUUCGUGGAUGUGGUGAGGGCGCAAUCAGUGAUCGGUUCAGAUCAGUUCAGAACCACUGCUCAAGUGAGUCAAUGAUUUCUUACACGUGUAGACGAGGCCACAUGGGCUACCUUAGCUGAGCCUGCUGCCACAACAACCUGGACCCAGAAAAAUGGUGGAAGAAAGAUGGACUUUUUUGACUCUCAAAUAUCAACAUCUGUAUCUGCCAAAAAAAGUCAAGCGACGUUCUUUCUUGAUUCCACAAACUCUGUGGAAUAUACGCAGAAAACUGCCGAAUGUCUGAGCAAAUUAACGGAUUCCUUCCAGCUCUAAGGAUGAUGUUCUGUACUUGACGCCUGACCUCUGACACUCAUUUCUUGAGGACCUUGAAUGGAGUCCAUUCAUGAUUAAGGAAGAUGAAUGAACAUAAAAGGUCAUGACCCUUAUUUGAAUUCCUUCUU